Chiloscyllium plagiosum (whitespotted bambooshark) is the source of this 1890-nucleotide messenger RNA. The record is from RefSeq and is a predicted model, not a curated record. Lineage: Eukaryota; Metazoa; Chordata; Chondrichthyes; Orectolobiformes; Hemiscylliidae.
CGCGGAGGCGGCCGCACGGUGCCGGCCAUUUCCGGUGUUGCGCGGUUGCUUUGGUUGGGGCUUUGGUGGUGACGCAGGGGUUGGUCCAUCACCAUGGCGGCGGAGGGCAAGCCCAAGGCUCGCAUCCGGAGGCCGGUGCUGCUCAGCCGGAUCGAGGGCUCCCAGGACGUGGUGAACAUGGCCGCCAUCAUCCCCAAAGAGGACGGAGUGAUCAGCGUCAGCGAGGACAGAACAAUUCGCGUAUGGAUUAAGAGGGAUAGCGGUCAGUACUGGCCAAGCGUUUACCACUCAAUGCCAUCUGCAUGUUCAAGCAUGUCCUUCAAUCCAGAAACAAGGCGGCUUUCUGUAGGGCUGGACAAUGGUACAGUCUCAGAGUUUAUUUUGUCAGAGGACUACAACAAAAUGACUUCUGCAAAGAGCUACCUCGCUCAUCAAAACCGAGUGACAAUGGUCCUAUUUAUUUUGGAAAUGGAAUGGGUGCUGAGCACAGGACAGGACAAAAGCUUCACGUGGCAUUGUUCAGAGAGUGGUCGAAGGUUAGGCACCCACAGAACUUCUGCUUGUGCCUCAUGUCUGCAAUUUGAUAUUGAAACACGACAUGCUUUUGUUGGAGAUUAUUCUGGGCAGGUGACUAUUUUGAAGCUUGAACAAGACAAUUGUUCUAUUGUUACAACAUUCAAAGGACACAGUGGCAGCAUCACUGCACUUUGUUGGGAUCCAGUUCAACGGACAUUAUUCUCGGGUAGCUCCGAUCAUUCCAUUAUAAUGUGGGAUAUAGGAGGAAGAAAGGGAACUGCCAUUGAACUACAAGGCCACAAUGAUAAAGUUCAAUCCCUUUGUUAUGCACAUCAUACUCGGCAGCUGAUCUCUUGUGGUGCAGAUGGUGGGAUUGUUGUGUGGAACAUGGAUGUAAAGAGGCAAGAGACUCCUGAUUGGUUAGAUAGUGAUUCCUGCCAGAAAUGUGACCAGCCUUUCUUCUGGAACUUCAAACAAAUGUGGGACAGUAAGAAAAUUGGCUUGAGACAGCACCAUUGCAGAAAAUGUGGGAAAGCUCUGUGUGGGAAGUGCAGCUCAAAGCGAUCCUCCAUUCCAUUGAUGGGAUUUGAGUUUGAAGUAAGGGUCUGUGACGGCUGCUUUGAAUCAAUAACAGAUGAAGACCGAGCACCAACAGCUACUUUCCAUGACAGUAAGCACCAUGUGGUUCACAUGCAUUAUGAUGUAACCAGAGGCUGGCUUUUGACAUCCGGAAAUGACCGGGUUAUCAAGGUAAGGGUACCUGAUGACUGUUCCUUCUCAUCUCCAGUAUCUCUGAGAUAUGUGCAAUUUAUUUUCCCAAUGGAAUGCCACCAACAGUUUAACAACCAACAGUUGCCUGCUAUGAAAAUAUUUUUCUCAGUGAAACUAUACUUGCAUCUGACUUCGGUUAGAUCUCCUUCCAACUGAACCAAAAGCUUUCCAAAUAAAUCUUUAAAAUUGCUCAUACUACAUUCUGCUAAAGUUGAUGGCAUAAUGUUUUAUCUGUUCUGUUCUAACCCUACAGCAUAAACAGACUUCCAUUAGCACUCCAGGAGGCUUGCAGCCACCUGCUGUCUAACGCCAGUUUUAAACCAUGGAAAAUGGCUAAAGUGAGCGAUUUCCUGAUAAAUAUCACAGCUAAAUCCAAUAAUAGUAUUUGUGUUUGAUAACAUGAUCAUCAUCUAUUCGUCCCAAGUUUUUAGAUUACUUACACCAGUGUUGAAUUCCUUUUUUAAAAAUCAUAUCAUGAGGCUACAGUUAUUGGAGCUGCAGUCAUCUAGAAAUGUAAUGCUCCGGGGCAUUAUUGUUAUCUGGUUGGUCUUGGUAUGCAAGCAACAUUACAAAUCUUACAAAGGUGUUAACCAGAAUUCUGAU